Messenger RNA from Schistocerca nitens (vagrant locust), 702 nucleotides. RefSeq names its product 52 kDa repressor of the inhibitor of the protein kinase-like. The transcript has a single exon. Lineage: Eukaryota; Metazoa; Arthropoda; Insecta; Orthoptera; Acrididae. The record is from RefSeq and is a predicted model, not a curated record. Bases 1 to 702 code for a protein of 233 amino acids.
AUGGAUAUUGCAGGCACAGAACAACUUUCUCUUUCUGCACGUUAUUUUGACCAUGCAACUAAUGUUGUCACAGAAGACUUCCUUGGAUUUACACCAUUAGCAAGGUUAGAUGUAAAAAAAAACUCCAACACAAUAAUAUCUACUUCAUUUGCUUGGGGUUUAAAUCUAGAUAAAAUGGUAGGACAAGGCUAUGACGGGUGCAGUACGAUGGCCGGUAAAAUUGGCAGAGUACAGAAGAUAAUUGCUGAGAAAUAUCCCAAGGCUUGCUUCUAUCAUUGUGCUUGCCAUAGACUUAAUUUAGUUGUGAAUGAUUUGUACACCUUACCAGAGGUUAGAAAUGCCAUUGGUACUAUCAAAGAAGGAAUUUCUUUUUUCCGGGGGAGCGCGCAAAGGAAAGUCCUAGUUGGGAACCUUCAAAAACUGUGUGAGGCACGCUGGUCUGAGAAGCAUAAGUCUAUAAGGAAAUUUAAUGAUAAGUUUUUAGAAAUUGUUGAAGCACUAGCAAUUUUACAUAAAGAAGGAGAUCGUGGAACUAGGCAGAAAGCCUGGCAACUUUACUGCACACUUACUUCUCCAAAAUUUAUUGUUACAUUAAAAGUCAUAGCAAAAUAUUCAGCCAAACUAGAACCUGUCACCAAUAUCCUACAAUCAGCAAACAUUAACUUGUUAGAAGUUUCAGAACACAUUCAAGGAAUUGUGUAA